Cydia strobilella is the source of this 2190-nucleotide messenger RNA. RefSeq names its product zinc finger and SCAN domain-containing protein 22-like. The coding region runs from base 11 to 1780 and encodes 589 amino acids. Gene Ontology annotation, cellular component: nucleus. Gene Ontology annotation, biological process: regulation of gene expression. The transcript has 6 exons. The record is from RefSeq and is a predicted model, not a curated record. NCBI's taxonomy places the organism in Eukaryota, Metazoa, Arthropoda, Insecta, Lepidoptera, Tortricidae.
UACUAUUUGGAUGUGUUUGUGUUCACUGUUUACAUAUUAUAAAAUCUUGUUUAAUUUGAAUACGGUAGUUUAUAUUUAUCUGAUGGACGAGAUGAACUUGUGUAGCUGUUGCUUACGAAGUGCUCCGGACAAGGACCUGACGACGCCGUACAUCCAUCUCGGCAAAAUUGAGAUAUACUCCAACAUGCUCAAAGACUGCUUCGAUAUACAGCUUACACUGGCAAGUGACUCAUGCGGCACCUGCUUGGUGUGUGUGGGCCGUCUGCAAGAUGCGAGCGACUUUAAGCUGCAAGUGCAGCACAGCCAGGCAGAGCUACAGGCACGACUCAAUGGAGCUACAAUUGCGGCAGACGUAAAACCAACACAUAAGGUUGAGAAAGACGAAGAUGAUGAUGAUAAUAUGCUGUUUGAUGCAUUGCGAAAACCCGUGGUAAAGCUAGAGCAGGUCAGCGAAUACGAAAAUGAAACUGUUUCAGAUACACACCCUGUACCCGACUUUGCCUCAGCCAUGGACGGCGAUGUGACGGAUGACGAGGCCUCGGAGGCAGGGUCGACCGACGCAGCUGACGCGGAGGCCUCUCCAGCGGCUGUGUCCUUGUGCGCCAAGGAACAGCUCGCGCUGGGGUGCUCCGUGAGGCUCGAGCGCCUCCGCGACUCCCCGCGCGCGAGCCAGCCGCGUCCCGUGACGUCACACCGCGAGCCGAGCCAGCCGCGUCCCGUGACGUCACACCGCGAGCCGAGCCAGCCGUGUCCCGUGACGUCACACCGCGAGCCGAGCCAGCCGUGUCCCAUGACGUCACACCGCGAGCCGAACCCCGCGAGGAGUGUGAAAAAAAAGUUAAUCAAGAAAGAUAUUCCCACAGGCUCUACUUUCGACAUUCCCAUCACAGAUAACUCGAGCAUAGUGACGGUAGUACCUAGCGGAAAAGUAAAAAUAUACUCUUGCGAAAUAUGUUGUAAGGAUUACACAACAAAAUUUAAUUUGAUCAGGCAUAUUAAUACGCAUAGUAUAGUGCGUAGUCCACAUACAACACAGGUACAUAGUACACAUACGACACAGGAACUUUAUGAAUGUAAUAUAUGCCAGAAGAAAUUUAAAUAUAAGAAUAACAUGAACGUUCAUAAACGGAUUCAUUUGAAAGACAAGCCCUACGAAUGCAGUAGUUGCGAAAAACGGUUUGCCCAGAAAAGCUAUCUGAUUGCGCAUAUCAGAAUACACACAGGACAAAAACCGUAUAAAUGCAAGAUAUGUAAUAAAGCGUUUGUUGAAAGUACGAACUUAAGAAGACACCAAAUAGUACACACGGGUGAUAAACGCUACUCUUGUAAAAUUUGUGAAACUCAGUUCACACAAAAAAGCAGUUUACUCGUGCAUUUGAGAAGACACGAAGGAUACAAACCUUUCAAGUGUGAUAUAUGUCAUAAACAAUUUGUAGGAAGAAGUGACAUUGUUUCUCACUUGAGAACACAUUCAGGAUAUUCUCGGCCGAAAGCCCCCCGAGAGAGAAAUUAUUGUUGCGAAAUCUGUGGUAAAAAGUUUGAAAGUCAAUAUGCAUUAAAAAGGCAUCAAACAAUUCACAUGGACGUCAAAAUCAAACCAUAUACGUGCGAAAUAUGCAAAAAACAUAUGGCACGGAAAUACGAACUGACUGCGCAUAUGAAAAUACAUGAGGGACAUAUAUAUACGUGUGAAGUAUGUAAUAAAUCGUAUACGUCUAACAGAGCAUUAACCAGGCAUAAACGAGACCAAGCUAACAAACCAAAUACACACCAAAUUUGAUAAAAUAAAAUAAAAUAUUGGACUUAUUUACACAAAUUGACUAAGCCCCACAUUAAGCUCAAGAAGGUUUGUGCUGUGGCAAGGAGAAUAUAUAGGAUAGAGGGAUACUGUCAUAGUAAAUUUUGUAGUCACAGUAAAUUUACUGCCAUCUAUCGACACACGAUUAACACUAAACAUAAAAAUAUCAAAAAAUUUAUGUAACCUUUCAUCUGUGGCUUGUCAAAAAUUUAAAAUAUCAAAAAAUGUAUAUAUGGUUGGUCCCAUAGUAAAAGUUGCUCAGUAUAAUCCCAAAACCUCCCUGGCAACGGGAAUGUACUUAUUGUUUAUCCUCCUCCUCCUUGCGUCGUAUUCCUCAGUAUUGAGGGGUAUAUUGUUUACAAAGUGUAAUUUUUAUUAAAUAGCAUUUUGUA